This is a messenger RNA of Alternaria burnsii, 603 nucleotides long. RefSeq lists its product as uncharacterized. Gene Ontology annotation, molecular function: GTPase activity; GTP binding. The record is from RefSeq and is a predicted model, not a curated record. Gene Ontology annotation, biological process: small GTPase-mediated signal transduction. Lineage: Eukaryota; Fungi; Ascomycota; Dothideomycetes; Pleosporales; Pleosporaceae. Bases 1 to 603 code for a protein of 200 amino acids. The transcript is spliced from 8 exons.
AUGCCCAUGUGCGGUGGAACAAAGUCUGUGCAGCGCAAGCUGGUGCUGCUCGGUGACGGUGCAUGCGGCAAGACCUCGUUACUUAAUGUAUUCACAAGAGGUUACUUUCCAACAGUAUACGAGCCUACAGUAUUUGAGAACUACGUACACGAUAUCUACAUCGACAACACACACGUCGAGCUUAGUUUAUGGGACACCGCUGGGCAGGAAGAGUUCGACAGGCUACGAUCGCUGAGCUACGAUGACACCCACGCGAUCAUGCUUUGCUUUUCGGUCGAUUCACCGGACUCGCUCGAGAACGUAGAAACGAAAUGGGUCGGCGAGAUAGCAGAGAACUGCCCUGGCGUUAAGCUCGUUCUGGUUGCACUCAAGUGUGACCUGCGGAAAAAAGAAGAUGACGACGCGGAUGACCAACAGCCUGAGAAGCCAUGCAUCGACUAUAAUGAGGGUCUUCGCGUAGCAGAGAAGAUCAAGGCUCUGCGAUACCUGGAAUGCUCUGCCAUGAAGAACCGAGGUGUUAACGAGGCUUUUACCGAAGCCGCCCGUGUGGCUCUACAAGUCAAGACUAGCAAAGACAAGAGCGGCGGUUGUACCAUCCUAUAG